UGGGAGGAUAAGCUGGGAGGAGAGUUGAAUUAAUGAAUUAAAAUGUCUUGACACAGUGAGUGACUGAAUACUUCUUCAUUUAUUAGGAGAGACAAUAUAAGACGAGGGAGCUAGCCGGCCACACUUCAAGUUCCAUCCAAACUGGAGAACUUCAACAGCGCGAGAUGCUGGCCGAGAAGUUCUGCUUGUCUCAUUUCACGAGAACCCAAUAACAAUCAACCGGAACCGGUACCGACUGACACUUGAGUGUUGUGCUAACGUUGAUUUGGUAGGCUCUCAUUGGCAAAUGCGGUUGUUGACUGAGACCUGAACUUCUGUUUAUUCGGUAAUCUUAUUUGAUUGUUUUAGGCGUACAAUGGAAAAUAAUUUAGUACAAUUACCGAUCCAAACUUAGGGACUGUUUGUUAUGUAUUUCGUGAACAUGUGUGUGGCGGGUCUGUCAACAAGUGCGCAUCGCUCCAAACCGUGAGCUCUCUCAGUCGGUUAGACAGACAGCAAGAAAACCACAUUAGUUUCGUUAAAUGGUCAUUGGACUGUUGACGAAACUUACAAUUUCACUACUGUAUCCAACGCCACACGUGACUAUUACGAAUCAACAUAAGCUGCAGCGAUGACGUCGGCCACGCCCCCCUCCUCGCAGGGCUCCUCCCCCCAGAAGGUGUGCCACUCUACGACCCAGACGGACGUCCUGAAGCCCCUGCUGGGGGCGGCGGGGGCCGGGGGGGCGGCGGCGGGGGCGGGGCUGGGGGCGGCGGGGGCCGGGGGAGUGGGGGCCCUGAGACGGAGGCGGCGUGUCCUCUCCAAGGACGGGCGGAGCAACGUGCGCAUCGAGCACGUGACGGGCCGCGGGGCGCUGUACCUCCGCGACCUCUGGACGACCUUCCUGGACAUGCAGUGGCGCUACAAGCUCUUCCUGUUCGCCGCCACCUUUGCCGGGACCUGGUUCCUGUUUGGCGUGCUGUGGUACCUGGUCGCCUUGGUGCACGGAGACCUACUGGAGUUUGACCCCCCCUCCAACCACACCCCCUGUGUGAUGCAGGUCCAGACUCUGACCGGGGCCUUCCUCUUCUCGCUCGAGUCGCAGACCACGAUUGGCUACGGCUUCCGCUGCAUCACCGAGGAGUGUCCCGCCGCCAUCAUCCUCCUCAUCCUCCAGCUGGUCAUCACCAUGGUGAUGGAGAUCUUCAUCACAGGGACCUUCCUCGCCAAGGUGGCUCGCCCUAAGAAGAGGGGUGAGACGGUGAAGUUCAGCCAGCACGCCGUGGUGGCCAAUCACGACGGCCGGCCCUGCCUCAUGAUCCGCGUGGCCAACAUGCGCAAGAGCCUUCUGCUGGGCUGCCAGGUGACGGGCAAGCUGCUGCAGACGUCCCUGACCAAGGAGGGGGAGACGGUGCGUCUGGACCAGAGGAACGUGCCCUUCCAGGUGGACACGUCUACAGACAGCCCCUUCCUCAUCCUGCCCCUCACCUUCUACCACAUCAUCGACGACCUCAGCCCUCUGAGGGCCUGGGCCACCAAAGGCGGGGGGUGGACUGACCCGGAUCUGGCGGACUUUGAGCUGCUGGUGAUCUUGAGCGCCACGGUCGAGCCCACCUCGGCCACCUGCCAGGUGCGCACCUCCUACCUGCCCGACGAGAUCCUGUGGGGCUACGAGUUCCCCCCCGUGGUCUCCCUCUCCGCCUCGGGGAAGUACGUGGCCGACUUUUCCUUCUUCGACAAGGUGGCCAAGACCAAGACCCCGCCCUUUUUCAAACAGGCCCCGCCCCCGAGCCCCGCCGCCCGCUCGCCGGUCCGCCGCAGGGGGGCGACGGAGGAGGCCGGGGGGGCGGACCGGGAGAAGAUGCGCCUGGAGGAGAGCUAUAAGGAGAGGGGGGAGGAGAGGGGGGAGGAGAGGGGGAGGGAGAGGGGGAGGGUGAGGGACAGCAGUCCUCUCAAUGUCCGCAUCAGUAAUGUGUAGAGAGAGAGAGAGAGAGAGAGAGAGAGAGAGAGAGAGAGAGAGAGAGAGAGAGAGAGAGAGAGAGAGAGAGAGAGAGAGAGAGAGAGAGAGAGAGAGAGAGAGAGAGAUGGGGAAGUUGGAGUGGCACCGCGGAAAAAACCCAUGCUUCUAUUUUUACACACGCACGCCCACAUGUGCAAAACAGAUGUGUCUUUUGGUUCAAACUGAAUGGAAUCUAGGUCUUGCAGAAUCACGUUGUGCAUGCUCCAGGGUUCACCCCACAACCAACAAUGUAAGUUUUCCCAAAUGACAGACGUGUAUGUAUUCACGGCGGGAAACUCGGAACACAUGGAAAAGAUCGAUGGCGACCAAAACCCAACGGAACCCUGAGGCGAACUGUUUCCCUGGAACUCAAUCACAAAAUCAUGGAUGACUGAUGUUCCUCAGUGUUCCUCAGUGUUCUCUACAGCCCCGACAAGGUGUUUUGACGAGAGAGAAAGAGUCGACAAAGAGGCAUUGGAAGCUUGCUGUUUCUACAGUAGUCAAAAUGGAAUGUAUCGCGGUGGUUGGCAGAGUUUUACGUUUGUGUCUUUAACAGCUUGUCAGCACUCACUCAAUAUGUAUUUUAAGUGUCUAUGUUGGACGGGAUGUUUGUCGUCAUUGGAAUAUAUAAACCGUGUGUUUUGAAUGUGAAUGGAGGAAAUUUGGUAACACUACUAAAAGCACUUUAACUCCACGGGAAAAUCAGUACUGUACACUGAGAGCUUAACAGGACUAACCGUAUGACUUAUCACACUGGUUUAUCGACAUAUUACGUGUGUGUGUACUGUGUGUGAGUGUGUGUGCGCACAUGCGACCGUGUGUGUGAGUUAGCACUCUCUAUGACCACUAUGAGAGUGUGUGUGUGUCUGGAAAAAGAGCUAUGUAUGUACAUGUGAGAAAACAUAUGACACACUUAACAAGGAAACAAACCCCUUUAGAACCAAGCACCAUAGAAUGCAUCUCUCUACCCAAUACUGCUGUUAAACUAAGAUCAACUCAGAGGUGUGAUGUCACUCUUCAGAACCAGCGGGGUGUCACAUGUCACAUGAUGUGUCACAUGAUAUGACACCCCGCUGCGCACACAGGAAGUCAGCUGAACAUCUCCCCUUGUCAUAACAUCUCCUGAACUGGGUUGCAUUUUCUGGUGUUUGGUUUUCAGCCUACCUUUUAAAGGGCAUUUGGAACAUGGUUUUCCCCAUGUCCAUCUUGACCUGCCCUGGAAUUUACACAGCAUUAAAACACAACACUACCA
This is a messenger RNA of Osmerus eperlanus (European smelt), 3230 nucleotides long. RefSeq names its product potassium inwardly rectifying channel subfamily J member 10a (gene kcnj10a). Bases 611 to 1957 code for a protein of 448 amino acids. Gene Ontology annotation, molecular function: inward rectifier potassium channel activity. Gene Ontology annotation, cellular component: plasma membrane. The record is from RefSeq and is a predicted model, not a curated record. The transcript has 6 exons. NCBI's taxonomy places the organism in Eukaryota, Metazoa, Chordata, Actinopteri, Osmeriformes, Osmeridae. Gene Ontology annotation, biological process: regulation of monoatomic ion transmembrane transport; potassium ion import across plasma membrane.